GAUCACAAUUAUCACCAUCCAGUGUCAGCGACCAGCUCACUCAAACUCUUUUUUUUUCAUCUCCACUGGGAAAUAAAGCAUCAGUCACACUGGAGGUGACCGUCACAGAAGCGUUAAUUGCUCACGUAGACAGUACGGCCGUACUUGUGAGCCUCGGCAUAGAGAUGGAGAUGGAGCAUUUCGACGAGCGGGACAAAAGUCAGAGACACAGCCGGUCCAGUGCGAAGAUGAACGGGGUGGCGAGUCCUACACACAGCGCCUACUGCAGCCUGUACCGGACCAGGACCCUGAAGACUCUGACCACGGAGAAGAGAGCCAAGAAGGUCCGCUUCUACCGCAAUGGAGACCGGUACUUCAACGGGAUAGUAUACGCCAUCUCCACAGACAGGUUCCGGACCUUUGACGCGCUGCUGGCGGACCUGACCCGCUCCCUGUCCGACAAUGUCAACCUGCCGCAGGGCGUCCGGACCAUCUACACCCUGGAUGGCUGCAAGAAGAUCACAAGUAUUGAGCAGCUGGUAGAAGGUGACAGCUAUGUGUGCAGCUCCAUCGAAGCUUACAAAAAGUUGGAUUACACGAAAAACGUGAACCCCAACUGGUCGGUGAAUGUCAAGGCCUCGGCUGCAUCCUCCCGCGGGCCCCCCUCCCUGGGCAGCGCCAAUGCCGGGGCCCCCGAGAGCCGCGAAAUCAAGGACUUCAUACGUCCAAAGCUUGUGACAGUGGUGCGGAGCGGAGUGAAGCCCCGCAAAGCUGUGAGGAUCCUCCUGAACAAGAAAACAGCCCAUUCCUAUGAACAAGUCCUGACUGACAUCACUGAUGCCAUCAAGCUUGACUCCGGAGUGGUGAAGAAGAUCUUCACACUGGAGGGCAAACUGGUGUCGUGUCUGCAAGACUUCUUUGGUGAUGAGGACGUUUUUGUUGCGUGUGGACCGGAAAAGUUCCGCUACCAAGAUGACCUGAUGUUGGACGAGAGUGAGUGUCGUAUGAUGAAGGCUGUGAACUAUGGGAAGGUGUCUGGCUCUCUGAGCCGAGGCUCCCCCAGGACUGUCAUCCAAUCACAAUACAGCAAGUCCCCUGCAUCUGUGAACGGGACGCCGGCCAGUCAGCUGUCCACUCCCCAGGGGAAAAAAACCCCCCCCCCCCCCCCCCCCCCCCCUGGGAACUUGGGACAAAACAAAGGGUCCCAGGGUUCUUCCACCUCUCUGUCUUCCACUAAAGUUUCUAGCUCAGUGGAAGACGGGGAUGGACCUGUCACUGAAGCUGAUGUUCUAGUCAAUGAGGUUCCAGCAGUGCCGUCCUACAUAUCGGACCGAUACAAGGUGGGACGCAUGUUAGGCGAUGGAAACUUUGCAGUUGUCCGGGAAUGUGUGGAGCACUCCACAGGACGGGAGUAUGCUCUGAAGAUCAUCAACAAGGGCAAAUGCAGAGGCAAGGAGCACAUGAUCCAGAACGAGGUGGCCAUCCUCCGCAGGGUUAAACAUCCAAAUAUUGUCCUGCUCAUAGAGGAGAUGGACACUUACAGCGAACUCUAUCUGGUCAUGGAGCUGGUCAAGGGGGGAGAUCUGUUUGAUGCCAUCACCUCCGCCAACAGGUACACAGAGAGAGAUGCUAGUGGCAUGCUCUACAAUCUGGCCAACGCCAUCAAAUACCUCCACAGCUUGAACAUUGUGCACAGAGACAUCAAACCAGAAAACCUGUUGGUGUAUGAGCAUGCAGACGGCAGCAAAAGCCUGAAACUGGGAGACUUUGGUUUGGCGACUGUGGUGGACGGACCUCUCUACACUGUCUGCGGGACCCCGACAUAUGUAGCACCUGAAAUCAUCGCAGAAACAGGGUAUGGCCUUAAGGUGGACAUCUGGGCAGCUGGAGUCAUCACCUACAUCCUGCUUUGUGGUUUCCCACCCUUUAGAGGGAGCAGUGACGAUCAGGAAGUGCUUUUUGAUCAGAUACUAAUGGGACAGCUAGAAUUUCCUCUACCAUACUGGGACAACGUGUCAGAGACUGCCAAGGAACUGAUUCGAUCCAUGCUGGAAGUGGAAGUGGAUCAGAGAUACACUGCCCUCCAGGUGCUAGAACACCCUUGGGUCACUGAUGAGGGUCUAUGUGAGAAUGAUCAUCAGUUGUCAGUAGCAGGGAAGAUAAAGAAGCACUUCAACACCAGUCCGAAGGUCAAUGACACCACUGCAGGAGUGUCAGUCAUUUCUUUGGACGACAGUUUUUCUAUGCAGAGAUCUGGGUCGUUGGAUUUCUACCAGCACCCGGCCAUGUACUGGAUAAGGCCACCCCUCUUGAUAAGGAGGGGCAGGUUCUCAGACGAGGACGCCACCCGAAUGUGAAGCCACUGCCUUUGCAGAUGAUGCUGACAAUGAGUAACGACAUCAACAACGAAAACACUAUGGGCGGAGCCUCCCAGUUGCCUCCCUGGCCUGCCCAUGGCCCCUCCCUCUCUGACCCCUGACACUUGCUCUGACCCUUCCCCGAACCCCAGCCUCCCAUCUGACUCUGAUGACAUCUCCAUCAGCUCAGCCAGAUACGUCCACUCCCCCAACUCGCCUUUCUAGAGAAGAGGCGGAAUGGAGGAGGAAGAAGUGAGUGGGGAAAAUCCUCAUCCAGCUCCUCCCUCUAUAUGGAGGAGGAGGAGGAAGAGGAGACGUCAGCUUCCCCACAGUCUUCUAUCUAAGGCUGGGAGUGAACCGGGGAAAACUGUGGAGGAUAAAAAAAAGUGAAAUCAGAGAUAACUUUUAGCUCCCCUGAAUCCAUCUUUCCAAACCUGGAGGAGAGAUAGAUCAAAGGGUGGAUAGAUGAAAAGAGGGUAGAGAGGUUGGGAGAAAGACUAUAGAGGCAACAAGACACAAAGAACACGAGGGAAAAGGCGGAAUGGGGCGAAAUACUUUUUAUUUAUUUAUUUUUAACGUUCUCUCAUCUGAGCACAUGUUGCCAAGCUUAAGGAGCGAGAAAGGGCGACAGUAUUGUUUACCCUUCAGUGAUGAUCCAGGCUCAACAUGGAAACUUCCUUAUGGUGGAGCAGCUCUACAAGGCAAUAUGAGAAUAUGGACCAAUGUUCAUGUUUUAUUGAACCUUAUUUAAUCAUUCCUUAUUCACUGCAUUUUUUAAUAUGUGUUUCCCUUUCUCAUAAAGGAUAUGUUUUUGUUGAUUUGUCCUAAGAGCUUGGUGUAAAGAAAAUAAUUAAAAAGUGUGUAGAAGUAGAGCUCAGAAAUGUUAGGCUACUGGAGACUAAUUUGGGAAGAUCAGAGCUACAGUGUGUAGAGAAAGGAGUUUUUCUUACAAAUGUGUUAAAUACAGUGUUCAUAGGAAGAUAAAUCAUCAAAGACAGCACUUGUGCUAAAGUAUAAUUCUGUGCUCCACACAGUAUUGGCGUUGCCUUCCUGUAAUGUUGGAUUGCAGUUUACAUUUUACACAGACUGCUAUUAAGACAACAAUGGUGCAUUUGAUCCCUGCUUGUAAUUUUGUCAACUGCUUCGUUCAUGACAUAUUGAUACACAAAAUUCAGCAGCAUUCAGGUGCUUGUGUAGCAAACUCAACAUUUUUUCCUCAAAGCGCACAUUUUCACAAUCAUUCUGAAUUGAUAUCAUAUUAAUUUUGAUAUUUUGUGAAGCCUUGUUUACAUUUUCCCCAACACUGAAGGCUUAUUUCAUCCACAUAUCCCAGCAGUAAAGAAAGGUAUAAUUGUUGCAGCCUAGGUGUACCAGUUGUAUGGGUUUGGAGAUAUGUUUUAGGUUGUAAAUGUAUACAAUUAACCGUUUAUGAGGUCUGCCUAUUUGCACAAAGUAGUGCAGUCUAGGUGCAGUCAAGAAAGACAGUAUGGAUGUCGGAGAACCAGCAGCACUCUUGGAAAGCAGAACAGUUUAAAGGAGAGAAGAGGAUAUAUUUUAGCUCUGUACAACCUCAUUCAUGGCUUCAUUUAUUCAGAUGAAAGCAUGCCAGACAUACAGUAGCCUAUUCUUAUAAAAACAAAACAGUUUGUGAUGAAGUAUUGUUUAUAUGUUAUGUAAAUAACAUAAUUUCAUUUAUUUUGAUAGUUCACAAUACAGUAUAUUUCUUUACUAGUAGCUAAGUCUUUGGAAACUGUAAAAAAAAAAACAACCUGUCAUACAUGUGUAUCAGUCAGUCAGCAAAGAAAAAAAAUAACCUAGAGGAGAUCAUCAGGUUGAAAUGAAACAAUACAGAGAAGUUGAAAAAAAACAAAAAAACAUUUCGACCUGACGUUGUACUGCCUGGAUAGAUAUACACAGGCAAAUAGAAGAAGGAGAUACCUACAUCUUUGCUUCUUGUUAGACACUGGGAAUGAUGUCACUUCCUUUGCAAAAGCCACCGGCAAGGGAUUUCCAGUAACUGAUGUGAGAUAGCUGAGAGGAGUCCUUGCAAUUGUCACAUUUGUCUGUCAUUUUCUGUAUUUAUUCUCAUCAUCACACAGUUAUGUGCUGCCAUAUUGACCAGAUCAGUAUGAAUUUGUUGUGCUGUUGAAAUCCACUCUCUCCAGCACAAGAGCACAUGUGGUUUACCAAAGUGCUCUCACUGCUGCUCCACAGUAUUACAAUAUGUUGCAAUACCAAUACCUGUACCUCUGUUAAACAAUUGUCUAUCAAUAAUAAAAGUAAUAAUGAAAAAA
Messenger RNA from Perca fluviatilis (European perch), 4630 nucleotides. It is a transcript of the gene dclk1a, whose product is annotated as doublecortin-like kinase 1a. The coding region runs from base 165 to 2336 and encodes 723 amino acids. The transcript has 18 exons. The record is from RefSeq and is a predicted model, not a curated record. NCBI's taxonomy places the organism in Eukaryota, Metazoa, Chordata, Actinopteri, Perciformes, Percidae. Gene Ontology annotation, biological process: intracellular signal transduction; protein phosphorylation. Gene Ontology annotation, molecular function: protein kinase activity; ATP binding.